CAGGGAAGUAGGCAGGGCACUCAAAUGCGCACCACCAACCCGAGCUGUUAUCACUGUGAGUGUGCAUAAAGUCUGCAUCCCGUCGUCGGCUUUGGUCGGGGUUUAACGUGCCAGGUUAUCGUCUUGUUAACAUUUAAAAAAGAGGAAAAAUGAGCAGCAUUCCCCUUUCUCGCUCUGAGGUGUUCGGGGAGCUGAGGAAGGAACUACAUGAAGAUCAAGAGUUCCAUGCAACAGAUGCUCACAUCUUCAUCAUCAUGGGAGCAUCGGGAGAUUUGGCUAAGAAGAAAAUCUACCCGACUCUCUGGUGGUUGUUCAGAGACGGCCUCCUCCCCGAACAGACGUAUUUUGUGGGCUUUGCUCGCUCUGACUUAACAGUCGAUGCGAUUCGAGCUGCUUGCAUGCCAUACCUGAAGGUGACGGAUACAGAAGCAGAGCGGUUGUCAACCUUCUUCAGCAGAAACACGUACAUCAGUGGGAAAUAUGCUGACGAGGCAUCCUUCUCCAAACUCCACAAACACAUCCUCUCGCUGCCUGGAGGUACUGAGGCAAACCGCCUCUUCUACCUGGCGUUGCCACCUACCGUCUACCACGAUGUUACCAAGAACAUAAAGCUCUGCUGUAUGAGCACAAAAGGCUGGAACAGAGUGAUUGUAGAGAAGCCAUUUGGACAUGACCUUCAGAGCUCUGAAGAGCUGUCCACCCACCUCUCCACCCUCUUCACUGAGGAACAAAUCUACCGAAUCGACCACUAUCUGGGUAAAGAGAUGGUGCAGAACCUCAUGGUGCUUAGGUUUGGAAACCGUAUCUUUGGGCCAAUCUGGAACAGAGAUAGUGUGGCCUGUGUUACCCUCACCUUUAAAGAACCAUUCGGCACUCAGGGACGAGGGGGAUACUUUGAUGAUUUUGGCAUCAUCCGCGAUGUCAUGCAAAACCACCUGCUCCAGAUGCUCUGUCUGGUUGCCAUGGAGAAACCAGCAUCAACCAGCUCAGAUGAUGUUAGAGAUGAAAAGGUUAAAGUACUGAAGUGCAUUGCUCCAGUGGUGAUGUCCGACGUGGUGCUGGGUCAGUAUGUAGGGGAUCCAGAGGGUGAGGGGGAUGCCAAACUGGGUUAUCUUGAUGAUCCUACAGUUCCUAAAGGAUCAACUCAGGCCACCUUCACCACAGCUGUGCUCUAUGUUCACAACGAGCGCUGGGAUGGUGUUCCUUUCAUCCUUCGCUGUGGAAAAGCUCUGAACGAGAGAAAAGCUGAGGUGCGGUUGCAGUUCACAGACGUCCCAGGGGACAUUUUUGGGAGCAUGUGUCGCAGGAAUGAGCUGGUGGUGCGCGUGCAGCCAAACGAGGCAGUCUACGCCAAGAUGAUGAGCAAGAAGCCCGGCGUCUACUUCUGCCCUGAAGAAACUGAGCUGGACCUCACCUAUAAGAGCAGAUACAAGGAUGUGAAGCUCCCAGACGCUUACGAGCGCCUCAUCCUUGAUGUCUUCUGUGGCAACCAGAUGCACUUUGUACGCAGUGAUGAACUAAGGGAAGCAUGGAGGAUCUUCACGCCUCUUCUCCAUCAGAUAGACAGAGAGAAGCCAAAACCCAUCCCUUACAAAUACGGAAGCCGAGGCCCAACAGAGGCAGAUGACCUCGCCAAGAGGGUUGGAUUCCGCUAUGAAGGCACUUAUAAAUGGGUCAACCCUCACAGACUGUGAACUGUGAUAAAAACAGAUGAGGGAGGAGUAGAGGUAGGAGAGUAGGAAGAUCUGCAGAAGGGGAAGUGAGUUGUGUCAUGUUCCAACACUGAGAUGUCUUUAAGGAGAGAACCGUUUCCACCGUGUGGAUCCUUGAGGCAGCAGGAAGGAUGUGAAAAGUUAUUUGAAGAAAAAGAAAAGAGUCUUUCUCAGGUAAAGCAGGUAUUCCUUGGAGCCAUUUCAUCAGACAUUGAAGGGAGCAUUAUUGUUGUGUGCUUGAAUCAUGGGCCAACGCUAUUUUUUUUUCUAUUUUCAUAAACUCAUACAUUCCAAGCAGCUUUCCAUGUUUUAUUUUACCGUUGGGACCAGGUCAGUUGUAGAGGGAACAUAAAAUCCGAACCAGGAUGCUUCUUUGUCUGAUAAUCUGGCUCCAAGUAGGCAUGAAUUAGGUCUUAAUUUGUCAGGAUGGAGAAUGGAAAUAAAAAUUGUGACAAGAACAGAGCAGAACAAUAAAACACCCAGCUGUCAUCCUCACCCAGUGUUAGUGCUGUACCAAAGACAGUCAGUGAAUGCACCAGAGAGGAGGAGGAACACAGGACUGAUUGUUCACCAAUUUUCACUCUUUUGAUUGUAGCACCAUUAUGCUUUAACGCCAUUUAUUAAUCACACUUCUGUAUUUUAAACUUGCAUAUCGUCUUUGCCUCCUCUGUCUGGGACCAACAGGUCAUAGCUGUCUGAUAAAUGAACUGUGGUUUACAAAGAGCGAUGAAGGCAGUUUCUCUUCAAAGCAUUCAUUCUGAGAUAGUCUUAAGUGUCCUUCUGGACUAGCAAAACAAGCUCUCUGUCUUGUUUAGUAGCCUCCCUUUGAGCUCUGUUCCCUUUUUGUUUACAUUAUUUUUCAAGUUUAUUUAAGUUACUGAUAUUCAUCUUAUAUUUUCAUAAUCCUCAAACAGUAGCGGCGUCCAUCACUAAUCAGUGAAUGUCUUUAUAAUGACGUACUGUAUGUAUACUGCGUUUAACUUCUCUCACAUUUAAAACUAGCUCCAUUUACACAUCUUGUAAUAAAAUAGUUUUACUUCU
This is a messenger RNA of Cheilinus undulatus (humphead wrasse), 2753 nucleotides long. RefSeq names its product glucose-6-phosphate dehydrogenase (gene g6pd). The transcript is spliced from 13 exons. Lineage: Eukaryota; Metazoa; Chordata; Actinopteri; Labriformes; Labridae. Gene Ontology annotation, molecular function: NADP binding; glucose-6-phosphate dehydrogenase activity. Gene Ontology annotation, biological process: pentose-phosphate shunt, oxidative branch; glucose metabolic process. The coding region runs from base 150 to 1694 and encodes 514 amino acids. The record is from RefSeq and is a predicted model, not a curated record. Gene Ontology annotation, cellular component: cytosol.